AGUAAACGGGCUUCAUUUGAGACGCAUCACAUACCAGCUAAUGUGAUGGCAAACCUGAACAAUCAACCUGACUGACACUGAGAAGAAGUCAGCCGACAUCCAGUUUUCUCCGAACUCCGCCGAUCAAGGAAGAUAUCAACUGAUGCCGACAUCACUGAACGUGUUGUCCAAGGUCCCAUCAGACGCACACUGAUUCCGAAGUCACUGGGCGGACACCAUCCCAUGUUGCGAAUGUCUUCUUUGAACUACGAUCACUGAAAAGCUCACCAUUGAGACAUUGCGACAGUGAAGUCCUUGAGUGAAAUGAGGGGCCAUUCGCCUCAACUCGCAUAGUGACAUCUAAGUUAUUUCUGUGACUUCAAGGUGGUUUCACUACACUGGUGUCACUGCGUUGGUGUCGUGGAAGUGCCGCUGUGCUAUCACAUCUCUAUUGGUGAUUAUGGUGCACGAGUUUAAUGACGCACCAGCCGUGACUCGUGAUAUCAAGUGAUGGCCGAUGGACGUGCCUCCAGCGCGAUGGGGAACAGGCUGGGCCGACGGUUCGGACUGGUUACGAUGGAGCUCGUCGGGUUCCUUCUUCUGCUAUGCGUUAUGGCAGGUGGAGGUUCUCGACCAAACCAAGAACCACCGGCGCGUCCCGAGCAGCAGAGCAACUUCUCACAGCCGCGGUUCUCGAACCUGACCCGGUUGCGGGUCAUAGGUCAAGUCGGCACGCCUGUCUACCUGACCUGUCGAGUGCACAACUUGGGCGACAGAGCGGUAUCGUGGGUGCGUCGUCGUGACCUGAAGAUCCUCACGGUCGGCAUGUUCGCCUACACCUCCGACCACAGGUUCACAGCAGCUCACUCGGAGGGCUCUGAAGAGUGGGUGCUGCGAAUCGCCAGUCCCACCGAACAGGAUUCGGGAGUGUACGAGUGUCAGGUGUCCACUGAGCCCAAAAUGAGCCUGCCAGUACAUCUACAAGUCGCAGAGUCGCGGGCGGUGAUCGCCGGGCCCCGCGAGCUCUACCUGAAGAGGGGAAGCAGCAUCAACCUCACGUGUACGGUGUUGGCUGCGCCGGAGCCACCGGAGCACAUCCUCUGGCACAUCAACAACAUGGUGAUAAAGUACACAGAGCGGGGAGGUAUGUUGGUGGUCACAAACCGACGUCAGCGGACAUCAAACCUCGUCAUAGCGAAGGCCACGCGACUGGACUCUGGAAACUACUCGUGUAGACCGUCCAUGGCACACAUAGACACGGUCUUGGUCCACAUUCUAGACGGAGAGCAUCCAGCAGCAAUGCAGCACGGCACUUCCAACAUCCAAUGCGGCGUCUCUCUUGUGCACCGGACUCUGAUGUUGCUGCUCGCCUUCGCUGUGAGGUAGACGAUGUGGAACGUUUACGAGCGAGCCAGCAAGCUGUACCCUGAAGGGUAGAGCGAGACAGCGAUUUGUGCUCUUUAGCGAGUGGCCAGUGCCCUGAGGGGUAGAACGCAUCAGUGAGUUGUGCCCUAAGGGACAGUGAGUUGGGGAUUGGCUAUACCCAAAAGGGAUAAAUGUUUUGUCAAAAGGAGGUGCUGGUUUCGUGUGACGAUGUGGCACUUCCACGCGAAUAUUGAACGGUGAUCUGCGAAUGAAGAGCGGCGGACUGUGAAUGGUGAAAGCAAGCAAAGGAUAAACGGCUAACAGCGAGUGUUAAACGGCAAACUGUGAGUGAUGAACGGUGGACGAUGAACAGUGGACAGUGAACUGCUAGAAAGGACUCGAUCCAAGUGAACAAAGGGCACCCAAGAGCUCGCAGUGCUGAGAUAUUACGUGAAUCAUUACAAACGUGAGCACUGAACAAAUAUACCAACCAUGAUCUGUGAACAGUCUGUCGGCAUAUCCUCUGUGAAUGAAGGACAUGUCUCUCUGAGGAACGCGACAGAAGUCGUGAAUGCCGCACUUGUGUCAUGUUUUGACUGUGUUAUGACUGGCGGAAAGAGUUGAUGUUUUGUAGUAUGCUGUUGCCCGUUUGAUGUUUCCGUAUUCCUGUUUCAGACAGUGCUAUUCUACAAUGUUAUGCUAUUUGCUAACGAUGUCAACUGAUCUCAAAUUUCGCCAAAUACAUACAUAUAUACGAAAAGCGUGACCUCCCACUGCUUCCAUAAC
Messenger RNA from Amphibalanus amphitrite, 2130 nucleotides. Its product is annotated as zwei Ig domain protein zig-8-like. Lineage: Eukaryota; Metazoa; Arthropoda; Thecostraca; Balanomorpha; Balanidae. Gene Ontology annotation, cellular component: neuron projection membrane. The record is from RefSeq and is a predicted model, not a curated record. The coding region runs from base 490 to 1365 and encodes 291 amino acids. Gene Ontology annotation, biological process: synapse organization. The transcript is spliced from 6 exons.